Molecule: messenger RNA, 417 nt
Organism: Nicotiana tabacum (common tobacco)
Lineage: Eukaryota; Viridiplantae; Streptophyta; Magnoliopsida; Solanales; Solanaceae
Source: RefSeq, a predicted model, not a curated record
AUGGUUAUUGAACAUGGUUUGUCAACCAAAUUUCAUCCAUAUCCUUAUAGUAUCGAAGUUGAAGAUGAUGAUGUUUUAGAGAUCCAAGUACUAGCUAUCAACCUCGAGUCUAGUCGCGUGGUUGCUGCUUCAGGAGACUUCAAGUGUGACAACCCGGGGAGAGAUUUUGCUGCUCAGAAUGCUGAAGGAGUAAUCAAAACAACUCUCUUCGAAGUUGUAGACGGGGACAUGGGAUACAAUAUCAUCAUGGGAAGGCCAUGGUUACACGAGAUGAAAGUUGUGCCUUCAACGUAUAACCAAUUUUUGAAAUUUCUGACACCUGAGGGGAUCAAGAAGAUAAGGGGUGAUCAACUGGCAGCAAGGGAUAUGAAUGUAAUUUCGGUCUCCAGUAGAAAAGGAAAAGAUCACACGACAUAG